AUGGCUGCCAUGGUAACAGGCCUGCGGAAACAGUUGAUUAAAAACUUAAGAUUGACUUUUGUUAAAGAGCCGCGCCAUGAGAAAAUCAUUUUCACAAGGAUUUCUACUAAAUCAAUCCUUACUACAACCAAUUCUACAAGAAAGUCUCCAGUUUCAGGCUCAAAGUUCUCGGGCAAAUCUCCAUUGUCAGUCUCACAAUCCUUGGACAAGUCUCCAUUGUCAGUCUCACAAUCCUUGGGAAAGUCUCCAGUGUCAGUCUCACAGUCCUCGGGCAAGGAUAUUCUGUUGUUUUCCUACAUGAGGAGCGGUUCCACCGUAACAGGAAACUUACUGCGGGACUCUCCUGGAGUGUUUUUCAUGUUCGAACCCCUCAGUCCUCUGGCACCUUACAGUUAUUUUACAGACAGGUCUAUUUGUGAAAUGAGAAAUAGCACUUGCAGAUCGGAAAACGUACACGAUCGGAUAGAGGUGGCUUUGACAGCAAUGGUUAACCUGUAUUCCUGUAAUAUGAAGGCUGUUCCAAUAUCUCUCAUUGACAAAAUGGUGGCGGAAAACAAAUCUGGGGAAGCUUGGCAAGAAUUUGGAGAAUGUCUUAAUGGAACGAAGACACAUAGCAAGUAUAAUGAUGGUGAAGAGAUCACGAGAAUGGGUUGUUUCGAUCGCUUUGAACAAGCCUGCAGAUCGGCAGACUUCAGAGUUGCAAAAGUUUUACGUCUUGGCUUCGCAACAAUAGAAACAUUACUCAAGAGAAUUCCGAGUUUGAAAGUUCUGUAUUUAGCUCGAGACCCACGUGCAAUAAUUAACUCUCGUAUAAAAACUGUAUGGUUCCCUGUAUUUAACGAAAAACCACGAACAGUUUUUACUAAUAUCUUGGGGUUAUGUCUCAAAAUGGAAACAGACAUUCAGGAUUGGAAGCAUACGAGGGACAUUUAUGGUGAUAGAAUCUUACACACAACUUUGACCAAGAUAGCUUCUCGAAUAAAUGCUAUGUUAGAAAUAUUCAAAUUUAUGAACAAGACUGUUACUGUAACUGAGGAAAGAAAUAUAAUAAGCUAUCUGUAUAAGAAUCAGAUUUAUAACAUUACAGAAAACUGGCGCUCAGAACUGUCGUCUGUUUACAGAAAACGUAUUGAAGAUCGUUGCUAUUACGUCAUAGAACAUAUAACUAGCAUGGAUAGCAAUACUGUUUGA
Molecule: messenger RNA, 1191 nt
Organism: Mercenaria mercenaria
Lineage: Eukaryota; Metazoa; Mollusca; Bivalvia; Venerida; Veneridae
Exons: 3
Coding region: 1-1191 (396 amino acids)
Biological process (GO): N-acetylglucosamine metabolic process; sulfur compound metabolic process
Molecular function (GO): N-acetylglucosamine 6-O-sulfotransferase activity
Source: RefSeq, a predicted model, not a curated record